Messenger RNA from Aspergillus ochraceoroseus IBT 24754, 1624 nucleotides. It is a transcript of the gene pigc, whose product is annotated as phosphatidylinositol N-acetylglucosaminyltransferase. Lineage: Eukaryota; Fungi; Ascomycota; Eurotiomycetes; Eurotiales; Aspergillaceae. Gene Ontology annotation, cellular component: glycosylphosphatidylinositol-N-acetylglucosaminyltransferase (GPI-GnT) complex; membrane. Gene Ontology annotation, biological process: GPI anchor biosynthetic process. Bases 95 to 1624 code for a protein of 509 amino acids. The record is from RefSeq and is a predicted model, not a curated record. The transcript is spliced from 2 exons.
GCAAUUUGUUCAAUCCUAUCCUGAACGAAAGCUGUUUUUAUUUCCUUCUGAUUUUCAACCACCAUGCUUCGAGCAUGACCCUCGUGCUGACUUGAUGCCUUCUCUCUCCGACUCAUCUCGCCGUCCUGUGCCUCCCCCUGUCCCCGUCGAGACUCACCCCAAUCGUACCGGCGGGUUAAAGCCUCCAUCGGAACACCGCGUCCUUCCAGAUCCCACUCGUCUUGCCCCCGAAGAUGCUUACUACUCCUCUUCUCUCCUUCGAAACCGGCCUGUCAAUUAUGAUGAGUCUAUACUUACAUUGAGUGGGAAUGCUGCGAGUGCUGCCUCCGUUGCAGCCCUCCGACCCCCGCCCGCAGUUCCGGGUGCUGCUCGAAAGGAGAUUCGAAAGGUACAAGGAAUAGGGGGACGCAGGCGACGAAAGGGAGCAUGGAAGAAAUUACUCUGGGUUAAGCAAUCAUACCCUGAUAAUUACACCGACACCGAAACCUUUCUCGAUCACCUCCAGAGAAACCCCCGCGUACGUCCCUACGAUUUCUGGCCGCUGGUAGCCGACUCGACCGUGAUCGUACAGCAUGUUUGCUCUGUGGCUAUCUUCAUUUGUUGCUUUGUCGGGAUUGUGCAGGGUCGGGUCAGCCCCGUUUCCGUCGUCUGCUGGGGUAGUGUCGGGACCGCCGUGGGCUGGAUUUUGUGGGACUCUUGGGCUUUUAGGGAACAUACGGAGAAUUGGAAGGGCACUGAACGUGUAGCUGAGGGCGACGACGGGUCCAGUUUCAGUUCUACAACAAGUUCGGGCAACCCAUCUUCCACCUCACGCUCGAAUGGACAGAAGGAUUCGCAGGUUCAUGGCCUUGGACUGACGAUGUCGCAAAACGAACCUGGCCCACCGCUUCGUCGACAGAGUACAGGAUUCAGUGUCGAUUCAUUUAGUGCCUUGGAUCCAGCCUCUCCUCCACCAGGCUAUGCAAGUGGGGUCCUCAGUGCUCUUGAUCCUUCUCAGGAUUUGCAUGGAACCAACCAAUUCCCGCUAUUUUCUUCGCGAAAUCGACAGCGAUUAUCCACAGUGAAAUCGGCCUUUCUGAUCUACUUUUCGUUACUCGGACUGAGCCCGAUUUUGAAAUCACUAACCAAGUCGACUGCCAGCGACUCGAUUUGGGCGGUGAGCUGCUGGCUGCUAAUAAUGAACAUAUUCUCCUUUGAUUAUGGGAGCGGGGAAGGCGCGGGCGCCACCAAGUUUCCUGCCUCCCUUUCUACGAACGCUGCUGUGAUGGCGUCGACAGUGCUUGCAUCUCGACUGCCCUCUACUACCCAUGUGUUUAGCUUGAUGCUGUUUUCCAUCGAGGUCUUUGGGUUGUUUCCCAUCUUCCGCCGGCAACUUCGUCACAUUUCCUGGACCGGACAUGUGCUGUUAACCUUGACGUUGGUUAUUGUCGCCGGAGGAGCCGUGGGGAUCACGCUAAGAGGUGGAUGGGCAGCCGCUGUGGUUGGAUCACUGCUGGGUAGUAUUCUUACGGCAUUUGCCAUGGGUGGUUGUAGCUGGUGGUUAAUUAGCCUCCAGAAGUAUAAGAAUGUUGUCACAGGGCCUUGGGAUCCUGCGCGUCCGAUUAUCAGGCGUCGGUGGGAUUGA